Messenger RNA from Rubroshorea leprosula, 647 nucleotides. The record is from the annotation of a GenBank genome assembly. NCBI's taxonomy places the organism in Eukaryota, Viridiplantae, Streptophyta, Magnoliopsida, Malvales, Dipterocarpaceae.
AACCCACACAUCCCUGCAUCUCAUUUAUGCACAGUCUUCGUUUUCUUCAUUUCAAUACAGGUUUCCAUCUCAUUUGAAAUGGAGGUCGAGGAAGGACGAUUGACAUGGUUUCACCAAAUCAAUCGCCCAAGUGCUGAAAUGUGCACUAUUUGGAGAAAUGGAGGUCAGAUUUGGAGAAAUGGAGGUUGAAUUUGGAGAAAUGGAGAUCGAGGAAGGCCGAUUGAAUUGGCCUUCAAGAUUAGGGAUUUCGAAGGAGAUAACCCAGUUUUGGAGAAAUGGAGGUUGGGAAGGCUGGUUGAAUUGGCCUUCAAGACUAGGGAGUUCGAAGGAGAUAACCCAGAUUUGGAGAAAUGGAGGUUGGAUUUGGAGAAAUGGAAGUCCAGGAAGGCCGAUUGAAAUGGUUUCACCAAAUUGGGACGAGUCUGUAGAGCUUGGAGGGAUUGAAAUGGAGGUUGGGGAAGGCCAAUUGAAUUGCCUUCAAGACUAGGGAUUUCAAAGGAGAUAGCCCAGACAAGCCAGGGAUGAGUUUUUCAUGCUAUACAAACAUAUUUAACUCAUAUUAUAUUUUUUGAACCGAAUGAUGUAACCGUGGGUGUCGGUUGGCAGGGUAAAUACAUCAUUAUCCUAAAGAAAAAGAUUGUUGUUUU